Messenger RNA from Pipra filicauda (Wire-tailed manakin), 1538 nucleotides. RefSeq lists its product as uncharacterized. The coding region runs from base 336 to 1019 and encodes 227 amino acids. The transcript is spliced from 4 exons. NCBI's taxonomy places the organism in Eukaryota, Metazoa, Chordata, Aves, Passeriformes, Pipridae. The record is from RefSeq and is a predicted model, not a curated record.
GGCGCAUCUCCCCGGUUCCGCUUUGUACCUGACCGGCUCGAUCCCGAACUCUUCCGCCUUGAUGAGCUUCCAGGAGCCGGCGAGGAACUCCCGGCACCAGGCGUAGGCCUGCAGGCGGGUGGCGUCGGGGACAACCCCGUCCUCGUUCUCGGUCCCCCGGCCCCCCUUGGCCGCCAUGGUCGCCCCCGCCCUGUCCCGCUGGGCCGAGGGGCGGUGGCAGCGGGGGGGGCGGGGCAAGAGCUGCCUUCUGGCCAGUAGCAACGCGUCACCUGAGAUUGACGGUUCAUCCAGCCAAUAAACUCUCGGCUGGGGAGCCCAUAUAAUCCGCGCAGCCAAUGGGCGCGCUCGGCGGGAUGCGGCGGAACGUGGAGGUGAAGGCGCGGGUGCGGGCGCUGGCGGAAGCGCGCGGGGCGGCCGAGCGGCUGCUGCGGGGGGGCACGGGUGAGCUGUGCCCAGGUGAGCUGUGCCCAGGUGAGCUGUGCCCGGCUGACGGGCACGCCCAGGGCACAGGUGAGGGGCACACCCAGGGCACAGGUCAGGGGCAGCUGCUCGUCCAGGCCGACACGUUCUUCCGCGUCCCGCGGGGGCGGCUCAAGCUGCGGCGGACACAGGAUGGCCAGGGACAGCUGAUCUUCUACGAGCGCCCCGACACCGCUGGCCCCAAACUGUCCAGCUUCACCAUCACCCCCACGGCCGACCCCGAUGGGCUGGAGGCGCUGGGCGUGCUGGGCAUCGUGAGGAAGGAGCGGCUCCUCUACCUCGUGGGGCAGACCCGGGUUCACCUGGACCGUGUGGAGGGGCUGGGCGACUUCCUGGAGCUGGAGGUGGUGCUGAGGCAGGAGCAGAGCGUGCAGGACGGGGAGCGCGUGGCCCGGGAGCUGCUGCGGGCACUGGGGGUCGGGGAGCACGACCUGAUCUCGGGGGCUUACCUGGACCUGCUCCUGGCCAAGGGGCAGCCGGGUACGGGGGCAGAGCCCUCCCACUGCCACCCCCCGGCUGGGCAGGGACAGCAGAGCUGAGAGCAGCAGGGACACGGCUGUGCCACGGGCACCCUGUGCCCACCCCACAGGCAUCCUGUACCCCCCUAUGGGCACCCUGUACCCACCCCAGACACCCUGUGCCCACCCCAGACAUCCUGUACACCCCUAUGGGCACCCUGUACCCACCCUACAGACAUCCUGUACCUGCCCUACAGACAUCCUGCACCCACCCCAGACAUCCUGUGCCCACUCUAUGGACACCCUGUAACCCCCCAUGGGAACCCUGUACCCCUCCCCAUGGACACCCCCUGCCCCGUACCCACCCCAUGGGCACUCUCUACCCUCCCACAGACACCCCCUGCCCCGUGCCCACCCUACAGAUGCCCUGUGCCCACCCCAUGGACACCCAGUACUCCUCCCCUGACACCCCUUGCCCCAUACUCACCCUACAGACAUCCUGUACCCCUGCAGACACCCCGUGCCCACCCCAUGGACACCCUGUACCCCCCCUGUGCCACCCCCUCCCUUGGCUGCUCAAUAAACUCUGGGACCAUCCCU